This is a messenger RNA of Gaeumannomyces tritici R3-111a-1, 2040 nucleotides long. RefSeq names its product gamma-glutamyltransferase. Gene Ontology annotation, cellular component: plasma membrane. Gene Ontology annotation, biological process: glutathione catabolic process. Gene Ontology annotation, molecular function: glutathione gamma-glutamate hydrolase. The transcript has 2 exons. The record is from RefSeq and is a predicted model, not a curated record. NCBI's taxonomy places the organism in Eukaryota, Fungi, Ascomycota, Sordariomycetes, Magnaporthales, Magnaporthaceae. The coding region runs from base 117 to 1865 and encodes 582 amino acids.
GCGUGAAGAAGGCUCGCAAGCGUGACUGGGACCAGACCAACCAGCCAGGUUUCACUGCUGUAGCAGCAGCAAGUCCGAACAGCCAAGUCUCGGCACGCCCUCCUCGACACUCAGCUAUGCACUUCCCCCGGCGACGUAGCAACGGCCCCGGCCUGGGCGCCGCCCCUCGCCGUCUCCUGGCGCUGGCUCUGGCCGCCUCCAGCGCGAGUGGUGCGCUCGCGUCCUGCAUACCGCGAGGCGAGCCCAAGAUAGGUGCCGUGGCGAGCGAGACGGACGUGUGCUCGCGUGUCGGCACCAAACUCCUCAGGCGCGGGGGCAACGCCGUCGACGCCGUGGUCGGCACCGUCGCCUGCGUUGGGACCAUCGGCAUGUACCACAGCGGCAUCGGCGGCGGCGGCUUCAUGCUGGUGCGUGCGCCCAACGGCACCCACGAGUUUGUCGACUUCCGGGAGACGGCGCCUGCUGCCGCUUUUGAAGACAUGUACAAGGACAACCCGAGCGGGAGUCAGCGUGGUGGCCUGGCAAGUGGUGUACCCGGCGAGCUCCGAGGCUUGGAAUAUGCCCACAAAAAAUACGGCAAAAUGUCCUGGCGUGACGUGCUGGCUCCAGCCAUCAAGCUGGCCCGCGACGGCUUCACCGUGAAUGCAGACCUGAUCAAGUACAUGGACAGCGUCGUCAGCGCCCCCGGCGCCGGCGGCUUCUUCGAGGAGGACCCCAACUGGGCCGAGGACUUUGCCCCAACCGGCCGCCGCGUCCGCCUGGGCGAGACCAUGACCCGGAAGCGGCUCGCCGGGACGCUCGAGACCAUCGCCGAGCACGGCGCCGGCGCCUUCUACACGGGCGCCAUCGCAAACGCCACCAUCGCCGCCCUGCGCGCCGCCAACGGGACCAUGACCCUGGCCGACCUGGCCAACUACACGGUCGCGGUCCGCGCGCCCUCCGAGAUCGAGUACCGCGGGUACAAGGUCCGCAGCUGCAGCGCGCCCUCGGGCGGCGUCGUCGCGCUCAGCACGCUCAACAUCCUGAAGGGCUACGCCGACUUUGGCGCGCCGCAAAAUGUCAACCGGUCGGCGCAGCACCUCAACGAGGCCAUGCGGUUCGCCUACGCCCAGCGCACCAAGCUCGGCGACCCGUCCUUCGUGCCGGGCCUGGACGCGUACCAGGCCGGCAUGCUGUCUGCCGCGACGGCGGCCGAGGUGCGCGGCAAGAUCAAGGACGAGCGAACCUUUGGGACCGAGUACUACGACCCGGACAGGCUCGAGUCGCUCGAGACGCCGGGCACGUCGCACAUCGCCACCGUCGACGCGAGCGGCAUGGCCGUAUCGCUGACCACGACCAUCAACCUCGUCUUUGGGUCCCGCCUGAUGGUGCCCGAGACGGGCGUCAUCAUGAACGACCAGAUGGACGACUUUAGCGUGCCCGGCCGCUCCAACGCCUUUGGCUACGCGCCCAGCCCCGCCAACUUUAUCCGGCCCGGCAAGCGGCCGCUGUCGUCCAUGUCGCCCGUCAUCGUCGAGGUCGAGGGCGAAAGCGGCAGGCGGCCGUACCUGGUGGUGGGCGCGGCCGGCGGGAGCCGCAUCAUCACGUCGACGGUGCAGAACGUGAUCCACGUGCUCGACGGCGGCAAGACGGUCGCGCAGGCCCUGGCCAUGCCCCGCCUCCACGACCAGCUCGUGCCCGCCGUCACCACGUUCGAGUGGGCGUACGACAACUCCACCGUGGCCUACCUGAAGGACCUGGGCCACAACGUGUCGUGGGUCGCGCCCGGGCAGAGCGUCGCGCAGGGCGUCAGAUGGCUGCUCAACGGCACGUUUGAGGCUGCCGGCGAGCCGAGGCUGAAGAGCUCGGGUGGCUACGCUGUUUGAUGUUGAUAGGUUGGAUUCUCGCCAUUUGAAGCGGUUUAAGGAUCUAGAGAGUCAGCUAGGUAUAUAUAUCUAGUAUGAGGAAAUGAUUGAUGAUUUUCAAACCAAGGACCCAAACAUUAGGCCUUCUAGCAUCAGCUGGUAGCUUGUUCAAGCCGUCGUGCUACUGUUUCCAUCG